Molecule: messenger RNA, 1663 nt
Organism: Marasmius oreades (fairy-ring Marasmius)
Lineage: Eukaryota; Fungi; Basidiomycota; Agaricomycetes; Agaricales; Marasmiaceae
Exons: 4
Coding region: 23-1663 (546 amino acids)
Source: RefSeq, a predicted model, not a curated record
GCGCAUUCCAGGGACCAGUAUUAUGAACCCCGCAUUCUCGAAGCGCGGCUUUCAAAUCCUCUCCGUGGUAGCACUCGCUAUCCUGCUUCGCCUCGGAGUGUCAACACAGUUUUUCCUACUGACUGAAUUUUUCUCUUCACCUCCAAGGGCGGCCUUUGACCACAUCGAACCGCAUCAACCAUGGGAUCUCAAUACAUCUCCCAACCCUAACAACACAGGACACUUGGUCUUCAAUGUCGCGAGCUCAUUGCUACAAAACUGGCCGAAUACGCGUUAUCGUAACGGCCACACGGUAGUCCCUGGAACAAUCCCUCCCAACACCCUCCUCUACCACGGCCGCUCCAACUCUAACUUCCCCAACGGAUCCGAUUGGACAUCCGUGGACCCCGAACAUUCUUACCUCUUCUGUCGAUUAAGAGAAGAAUGUUGGCAUCUUACACUAGUCACCACGCGUACCCUUCGAGUCUUAUAUUUCGACGGAAGCUCAGCGGUCAAGAUGCGCGGUGGAUCGAUGGAUACACAGGAUCUAUUGAUCUGGGGGGAAGCGAGGGAUGAUAAAGCAUUCCAGGAAGAAGAGAGGUUAGGACUGUUAUGUGAGAAUUGGGGUAAGGAGUUUCAUUUGGAUGGGUUUGUUAGGAUGGAGAUGGACUUCGAGGUUAUGCUUUGUGACAUGUCACCUAGAGGAGGGCUUGAAACCAUCUCUUUCGUACGACUUCAUGCGCCUCCCCAAACACCGGAAGAUAUCCAGCUUCGGAACUUUGAGCUUGUUCAUUCAACCUCCCAGCAUAAUCACUACCCAGGAGAAACAAGGGUGAAGCUGGACCUCUCAAGGCUCGUUACUUUGUACGACACUGCACUUUGGCUGCCAUCCACACCAGCCCCGUUGGAAAGCGACAGAUUUGACCAUCGUGCAGCGAGUCCUUGGAUGGACGUGGAGGCGUUCCGGAGACGCGUUAGAGACGCGUUAGGAGAGGGAAGAAGGGAAGAGAAGAACAGCGGUGUUGACUGGAGCGCGUUGAUGAAUGUGAUCCUCAAGCGGUAUGGAACGAGGCUGGAGACGUUGCGAUAUAUUUUGGAUCACCGACCGACCUCGCAACUGGAGCUGGGGGAUAUCGCUGCGAAGGCCUUUACUCAGCUCGACGUGAUGAUGACACCGUAUAUUAUGGCUGAUGCCAUUCAUCACCGUAACUCCUCUUCUAAUACGGAUUGGGAAUGGACGUCGUCGAUAUAUGAGAUGUGUAGCAACUCGCAUACUGACUUCAUCAGGAAGCUAGACCGUAGUCUGACGCAGUCGGAACGCUUACUCUUGAAAGCCAUUCGAGAGACGACGAGAGAAAUCUGUAGAGUGUUGGUAAAGGCAUGGGGUCUUGGUUGUCUGCGUGGGAUAUCUCAGAACUCGCAUACUGCAAACGACAUUGUGAAUACAUGGAGAGAAGAUAUCGCCGGGUUGAUGCAGUGGCUUGAUUGGAGUUUGUGGGUCAGAUGUACCCCUCAGUGUGGGGUUGACGAACUGUGCUAUCUCCCGACGUGGCCCUUUUUUGGAGGCCCUCCACCUGCGGAUGUGUAUAUACCCGAGGAUAGGAAACCGACGGCUGAAGAGGAAAAUCGGUGGAGGAAGCCGAGUCCACAAUGUAUCAGUAGGAUUGCACCGUAUGAAUUGUGA